This is a messenger RNA of Liolophura sinensis, 1954 nucleotides long. RefSeq names its product arrestin domain-containing protein 17-like. Bases 229 to 1371 code for a protein of 380 amino acids. Gene Ontology annotation, cellular component: cytoplasm. Gene Ontology annotation, biological process: protein transport. The record is from RefSeq and is a predicted model, not a curated record. The transcript is spliced from 6 exons. NCBI's taxonomy places the organism in Eukaryota, Metazoa, Mollusca, Polyplacophora, Chitonida, Chitonidae.
GCUAUGUAACAGCUAUAGGUACAUCUGUACCCAUCAUAUUUACACACUGUGACGCUUACGGGCGUCACGCGUGAGUUCGUCAGACGCAGAAGGUAAAAAUAAUCGGGGUUGUCAUGUUCACCUAAUCCUGCUAGCGCUGCUGUUGUUAGCCUGUAUCCCUUGGUCAUCCCGGUAUUCGACAAGGACUCCUGGUGAAGCGGGUAGCCUAUCGGACCAGGAGUUAACGCCAUGGGCGUUAUUAGGAGUUUUAAGAUCGAGUUGAACCCCAGUGAUCACCAGAAUGGCGUGUAUUACACAGGGGAAGUGAUCACAGGAUGGGUGCUUGUCGACCUGAAAGAGGAGAUGAAAGUGCGAGGUAUUCGAUUGUACUUCUCUGGUGAGGCCAAUGUGAAGUGGAAGAAAAAUCCCGAUGACAGUAGGCUGAUUCUGAAGACGAGCGAGAAAUAUGUAGAUCAAACAAUCAUUAUAUAUGGCAAAGCUCCCGGAGACAAGGGGAAGAACUCUGUCCACCAAGUCGGCCCGGUUCGGUACCCCUUCCAGGCUCUCAUCCCGGAGAACAUUCCGUCGACGUUUCGUGGAAAGUAUGGCAGUAUCGUAUACCGGAUGAGAGCUGUGAUAGACCGUCCCUGGAACUUUGACGAGACCACCCACCCCUUGUUGCUCACCAUCCACAGAUAUGUAGACCUUAACAAGGAACCGAAUGCUCACAUUCCACAGCAAGUCCAAGGCUCUCUUCCAUUCAACUUACUGUGCUGUUUCUCCGGGUCUGUGCAAGUCACGUGGACCACAUCAAAGUCCGGAUAUACGCCUGGAGAACCAAUCGUAGUCCACGGACAGGUUAUCAACCAAACCGGAAGAGGAAUUGAGAGUAUUUCCGUCAAACUCUUUAAGACAGUAACAUACCAUGCCAACAAAUCCAACAAAGUACAUUCGGAGCAGCUUGCCGAAACAAAACUGUCACCGGUACCAGAGGCGGACAAGGAUUUCUGGGCCGGAAACUUACAGCUUCAACUUCCUCUCACUGUCCCGCCAUUUCGACUGGACCAUUGCAAUCUCAUAGAUCUGCGCUAUGAAUUAUGGAUCAAAGUCUCCAUGAGUAGGCGAAGACAUCUAAAAAGUAAGUUAGAAAUAGCUGUUGGCUCUGUGCCAAUCAACGCUCCAGGCACUGUCGCAGACUGGACAGGCGCUUCAGCUCCGAACUGGACAGGAAUGACAUCUCGCCGCUGGUCAGAGUAUGGACAAACUGGCGGGAAAGAUGACAGUCCGCACAGGUGGUCAGUCGCAGGUCAGAGCACCACCCAUUUGAUACAUGAGAACUCCGCCCCAGCACUUAUUCCAAGCGCUCCGCCCCCACCGCCAUAUUCACCUUGAAAGCCUCACGUCAUGCACGCGCUGAGAAAACGAUGUUAAUGGGCAUGGGCUUCGCGGAAGUGACGUACAUUGGACACGACGCAUGCUUAUUGAUUUUUAUAUGAUUACCGUCGGUUUGAUGCAAGGAUCCUGUCAAAAACAACACUUUUCCAUCGAGUAUGAUUGAAAAUCUUUUACUUGCAUUGUGCACGUCAGUUUUAAUCUCUUUUCGUCUUCAAUCUUCGUAGCGUUUGAGAGUAACGAGUUUCGCGCCAUGAUUUUGUGGAGUUGAUAAAUUUUAUGCGACAUGUAAUAUUUCGUAGAGAGUUAGCCGUGAGUUAGCGUAAGCUGUUGAAAUAAGUACUGAAUGAGAAACAGCAAUUAAUAUGUAUGUAUCAGAGUGGAAUGAUCACUCCAACGGCGCGUGUGUUCCUUAUGCACCUUGGACGAAAAUGUGUAUUAUUGUCUCUGCUUACAUCGGCGUCUUCUCACAGCUCCACGCGCCUUGUGCCCUGCAUGGAAACGAUGGUAACCUACAUGCCGAAUGAAUAUGUACCCCGCUGUGCUGCUGUAAAAGAUACUUUAACCUGAGACUCGGAGGAGA